Molecule: messenger RNA, 3654 nt
Organism: Scomber scombrus (Atlantic mackerel)
Lineage: Eukaryota; Metazoa; Chordata; Actinopteri; Scombriformes; Scombridae
Gene: dusp11
Product: dual specificity phosphatase 11 (RNA/RNP complex 1-interacting)
Exons: 8
Coding region: 184-1341 (385 amino acids)
Biological process (GO): protein dephosphorylation
Molecular function (GO): protein tyrosine/serine/threonine phosphatase activity; polynucleotide 5'-phosphatase activity
Source: RefSeq, a predicted model, not a curated record
GCCUGCAGACAGCUGCUCGGUGCAUCCAUGCCUCCUCUUCCUCCUCCUCUUCCUCCUCUUCCUUUCACUGUGAGUCUCUGAGAGGUGAAGAGUGUCUGAGAGCAGCUCAGAGACAUGCUGCCAGCUGUUUACCGGAUUUAUUGAUUAUUGAUUGAAGAAGAAGCCGAUUGAAAACAAAGCAACAUGUCUCGGUACAGAAGGAAGGACGGAAUACCAGACAGAUGGUUGGAUUAUAAAGCUGUCGGGAAAAGACUCAACGGGACUCGUUUCAUCGCCUUCAAAGUGCCGCUGAAACACUCUUUUAGCCGUCAGCUUCGUAGCUCUGAGGUGUUCGGUCCCUGGGAGCUGCUGGACGCUCUGAAUGAAGAGAAGCAGCAGCUGGGUUUGAUCAUCGACCUCACCUUCACCAAACGCUACUACCAGCCAGAGGACCUCCCGGACUCUCUGCUCUGUGUGAAGAUCUUCACGGCCGGUCACGAGAUUCCCAGCGACGACAAGAUCCUGAGCUUCAAACGAGCCGUGCACGGAUUCCUGCAGGACAACGCCGACAACGAUAAGCUGAUCGGAGUUCACUGUACUCACGGUCUGAACCGCACCGGUUACCUGAUCUGCAGAUAUCUGAUCGAUGUUGAUGGGAUGGAUCCUAAAGAAGCAAUUCAGUUGUUUAACUCGUCGCGCGGUCACAACAUCGAGCGUCAGAACUACAUCGAUGAUCUGCAGCGUGGAGACAAGAGGAGUAAUGAAGGGAUGGAGGAGAGCGAGCAGGAGCCACAGAGAGGUCAGGCUGUGAACCGACCGUCUUUCUCUCCGUCGGAGUCGGACGGUCGAGAGGACAGACGUCAUGUUAACGAGUCGUGGCGGGAGAGAUCUUUCCCUCCGAGGGAAACGAACCACCGCUCCCAUCACCGCUCCGAUCACCGCUCCCAACAUGACGGCCUCCUCCCCUGCCCUCCGAUACUCCCCUAUCAUCCCUUUCAUCAUCUUCCUCCUCACAGCGGAGCCUCCUUCCACCCGUACCGAUGGACUCCUCCUGCUCCUCCUCCUGCUCCUCCUUCUCACCGGGACAGCCAGUGGAGGAGACCCCACCACUCAGAGGAGAGCAGGUACAGAUAUAACCCACCAGAGCGGACGGAGAGGACUCAUGAUGACAGAAGACGAAGUCGUCAUCAUUAUUCUCCUCCUCCUCCUCCUGCUCCUUCUCACCUCCCUCGCUACUCGGCCCGCUGGACCAACGAGUCAAACGGCUACGCUAGACCUGAGGAGGAGUGGGCCGGUCCCAAGAUGAGACAUCAGCACAGAUACUCACAGAGACAUAGAGUGAACACGUAUGACGAACAUUAGUCUGAUCCAAACCUGAACUGAAGCUGCAGACAUCACAGAACAGAAGAGAAGAGAAGAGACAGUUUCAUGGGUUUCAUGAGGUUUUACACUACUUUUUCUGACUCUUCUAUAUGUUUAAAGGGCCAGUUCUACACAUUUACAAAAGAUUUUCCCACUUUAAAAGUGUUGGUUUAUAAUUUUUCAGGUCUGCUAACUGAGUACAAACACUGACGGAGAUUGUAAAGAGGACACAUCAUACUACUUUUUCCAGCUCUAUAUUAAUAUUCUGUGUCUCUACUGGAAUAUCUUUACAUGAUUUCCAGUUAAAAACUACUUAUUUAUCUUCUACUGGUCCUUUAUGCAGCUCUUCAGUUCAGUCUCUGUCUGAAACAGACACAUCGGCUUGUUGGCAACGUAGAAAGUUCAGCCCACAGUCUUUACAUUGUGAUGACAUCAUGGGUUUUUAAAUCCGCUGUUCUCCGCUUAAGCACAGUUUAAAAAAAUAUAAAACCUCCAUGGAUCAAAAGUUCAUGAUUGAAAAGAGUUAUAAUUGAAGUUAUUUGCAGUUCGAGGUGUCCUGUCAGCAGUUUUAGAGACGUCUCUUUUACAGUGGUGGUCUAUGGGGCAGCUGGAGGGUUUUUUAGCUACAGUACUGCGAGUGGCCACUGGGGGAAAGUGGCGCUGUUGUAUCCAGCUCUUACAAAACAUCCGUGAAACAGCUUCAUCUUUUUCUGCUGUUGUUAUUUGUGCAGAAGUGUUUCUCCAACUUGGCCCACAGUCUUUACAUUGUGAUGACAUCAUGGGUUUUUAAAUCAGCUGUUCUCCGCUUAAGCACAGUUUAAAAAAUAUAAAACCUCCAUGGAUCAAAAGUUCAUGAUAGAAAAGUAGUAAUUGAAGUUAUUUGCAGUUCGAGGUGUCCUGUCAGCAGUUUUAGAGACGUCUCUUUUACAGUGGUGGUCUAUGGAGGAUUUUUGUAGCUGCAGUACUGCGAGUGACCACUGGGGGGAACGUGGCGCUGUGGUGUCCAGCUCUUACAAUACAUCCAUGAAACGGCGUCAUCUUUUUCUGCUGUUGUUAUUUGUGCAGUAGUGUUUCUCCAACUUGGCCCACAGUCUUUACAUUGUGAUGACAUCAUGGGUUUUUAAAUCAGCUUUUCACCGCUUGAAGAAAGUUUUAAAAAUAUAAAACCUCCAUGGAUCAAAAGUUCAUGAUAGAGAAGAGUUAUAAUUGAAGUUAUUUGCAGUUCGCGGUGUCCUGUCAGCAGUUUUAGAGACGUCUCUUUUACAGUGGUGGUCUAUGGAGGAUUUUGUUUUAGCUGCAGUACUGCGAGUGGCCACUGGGGGGAAAGUGGCGCUGUUGCAUCCAGCUCUUACAAAACAUCCAUGAAACGGCGUCAUUGUUUUCUGCUGUUGUUUUGCCUUUGCAGUGGCUUCUUCUUCUUCUUCUUCUUCUUCUUGUUGGCAUAUGUGUUGACUAGCGGCGGUGUUCUCACGACUUAACGGCUUGAACGCCAAAACGUAUCGUAACCACGAGCUCACGAGUUUCAGCUUGAUGUCACACGGACGCUUUAGACACAUCGCUAACCUUUUUGAGCUGCAGUGGAUGAAUCCUGCAGAGAAGUCGUAGAUUUUUAAGACUUUUUUAGGUUUUAUAUUGUUUUUAAUCAGGCUGUUUUUAUAUAUUUUUAAUAUACUUUUUUGGAGGGGGUGGACUCCAGUCGCUUCUUUUUUCAGCGGCCAAAUGACCCCUCUUCCAUUUAGUUAGGACUAAAAUUAAUGAUUAUUUUUUUAUAAUCAAUUUUUUUUUUUUUAAAGGUUAAUUCCUUCUGUGUAAAAUUAAAAAUCUCCGUCACAGGUUCCUGGAGCCAAAAGUGACGUCUUUAAAUGCUCUAAUGUGUCCGAUCAACCAUCUAAAAACUCUAAAAAGAUAUAAUCAGUUUAUUAUCAAAAAAUAAACAUAAAGAAAAGAAAAGCAGCAAAUUCUCACAAUUCAGAAGCUGCUUUUACUAGAAAAAAUGACAAAAGACAUUAAAAAAACAUUUGGGAACAGAAGAUAAUGUGGAACCAGUGAAAUAUGGACUUUUUUUUUUGGGACUUGUACAAUCACGUAAUUAUUGAUAAGUCAACUUUAUUACUUCAGUUUUACAGGAAAUCCAACCAACUGAUAGAAGAAGCCAGCACAGGGACGUUGAUGUGAUCCCUCUCUGGCUUCCCACCAACAACAAACAGUUGAACAGUGAAUGUCAGAGUUUUAAUGGACAGUUUGUGUGUGUUUUGUUUUUUUACCUCAUGGUUUAAACAACAGCUGUGUAGACUGAAAGAAAAUAAAAAGCAA